This is a messenger RNA of Lucilia cuprina (Australian sheep blowfly), 738 nucleotides long. It is a transcript of the gene SLIRP1, whose product is annotated as 31 kDa ribonucleoprotein, chloroplastic. The coding region runs from base 164 to 427 and encodes 87 amino acids. The record is from RefSeq and is a predicted model, not a curated record. The transcript has 2 exons. Gene Ontology annotation, molecular function: RNA binding. NCBI's taxonomy places the organism in Eukaryota, Metazoa, Arthropoda, Insecta, Diptera, Calliphoridae.
UGUCAAAAACACAGCUGAUAGAAAAAAACCUAACCUAAGUUUUUUUUUCAUCUUCAACAAAAUAGAUUUUCUACAUGCAUUGUUAGAAUAAAACAAGAAAAACUCUUCUGCUGGUUACUAAAUCCAGACAAAUUUACGCAAUAGAAAACUCUGUUCAUACCAAAUGGCCACAGCAACAAAGGCGAGUAAAAAUUUAUACAGACUAUUUGUGGGUAAUUUACCUUGGACAGUUAGUCAUCAACAAUUAAAAGUGUAUUUCAAAGAUUUUGGACGUGUGAUUAACGCCAAUGUUAUUUUUGACAAAAAGACCGGUAUGUCAAGAGGUUAUGGAUUUGUUACUGUGAACAGUUUAAAAGCCGUAGAAAAAAUUGAAAGUGAACAAAAACACAUCUUGGAAGGCAAUUACUUGAAUAUACAGAAAACAUAAAAAACUAUAUUUAACAUUGCCACCAGCAUUUAGUUUUAUAAGUGAAAUUAAUUAAAAGAAAAGAAAAUAUAUAUAAAAAAAUAAAAGCAGAGAGAAUAAUAACAUGGACAAAAUGGAUUAUCAGGACAAUCAUAACGAUAGCGAUUGGGAGUUUGAGGAUAGCGAUGAAAAUGAUGAACUAUUUACUAAAGCUACACAGCAGGUACAAAGAACACACGACAAAUUAUUACCCAAUGAUUUACUGGAACUCUAUGGUUUGUAUAAACAAGCUACUGUGGGCCCCUGUAAUACUUCAAAACCGGGUAUGUUUA